AUGGAAACAAUGGUCCAGAAGAUGCUUGGAGAGGCUGCUCACCGAUUUCUUGGCAUCAAUCCGGAAACUGGAGCGAUCAUUGGCGCCAUAGCUGGCAAUUUAAUUUUUAAUAUGGGCGGACGUGGAAAUUCCUUAACAAGCAUUGGAAAAGUGAUUCUGGACAACAUUAUUAGUGGGAAGUAUAAACGAGAUGUGCAUCCGUUCGUACCACCGGUGCCGACGCCUGGUGCGACGACGUUCGGCUUGGACUUUUAUGCAGAACGGGAUCGCUGCUUAGCGAACAGGAUUCUUUUUGAGGAUCCGGAAUUUCCAGCUUCUGAUCGCAGUCUUUACUAUAAAACACCACCACAGCAGCAUGUCGAAUGGAAAAGACCCGGAGAGAUCGUCGACAGUCCACAGCUGAUCGUCGGCGAAAAGUCACGAUUUGAUGUGAAACAGGGAGCUUUGGGUGAUUGUUGGUUGCUAGCUGCAGUGGCCAAUUUGACUCUAAGAGAUGAGUUAUUCUAUCGGGUUGUUCCACCGGAUCAGAGCUUCACUGAAAAUUAUGCUGGUAUCUUCCAUUUUCAAUUCUGGAGAUAUGGACAGUGGAUCGAUGUCGUGAUCGACGACCGACUACCGACAGUCGAUGGACGACUUUACUACAUGCACUCGCAUGAGAAUAAUGAAUUUUGGAGUGCUUUGUUGGAAAAGGCAUAUGCUAAAUUAUACGGAUCUUAUGAGAAUCUCGAAGGCGGCACCACAGCCGAAGCACUUGAAGAUUUCACUGGUGGUCUCACAGAAUUCUAUGAUUUGCGCAAAACGGAUAAGUCAACAGUUCUUGCCAUGAUGAUCAGAGGAUUCCAAAUGGGAUCGCUGUUCGGCUGCAGUAUUGAAGCGGAUCCGAAUCAGAAAGAGGCACCGCUGGAUAACGGCCUUGUUCGAGGACAUGCAUACAGUAUCACUGCUCUUCACACUGUUGCCAGUCGGAAUGGAGAGAUUCCUAUUGUCCGAAUAAGAAAUCCGUGGGGAAACAGUAAGGAGUGGAAUGGUGCAUGGAGUGAUGGGUCGCCAGAGUGGGACGACGUAGACGAUCAAAAGCGCUCAGAGUUGGGUGUCGAUUUUGCAAAAGACGGAGAAUUUUGGAUGUCGUUCGACGAUUUCUAUUCCAAUUUUAUGCAAAUGGAGAUUUGCAAUCUCUCAGCAGCUGUGAUGAACGAGGUCUCAGAAAUGACUGGAGUGAGCGUCGCUGAACAUCAACAUCAUCAGUGGGAAGAGAGGUCAGAGGACGGUGAAUGGAGCACCAAAAGGGGAACUGCCGGUGGCUGCGCAAACAAUCCUGAUACUUAUGCCCAGAAUCCGCAAUAUGGUUCGUAUUUCGUUGUUACUGAGGAUUCUGUAGAGCAUGACGGAAAGUGCACAGUAAUUGUCGCUGUACUGCAAAAGUAUCGUCGUGAAAUGCGAACAAUCGGAAAAGACAGUCUGCCUAUAGGAUUUGCCGUGUACGAGGCAUGUCGCCCUUUGUCGUUUCAGCAUUCUUUCUGUUCUUUUCUGCUCAUUUUCGUUACAUUGCUACGAUUUCCUCUUUUCCUGGAGCUGCUCAUGGGAACAUUGCAAGGAGCGCUCGGCGCUGAUUUUCUACUCGGUCGCAAGCCGACGGCCCGCACUCGCGUGUUCAUCAACAUGAGAGAGGUGACAUGCCGUUUUCGAGUUCCAGCUGGUCACUACGUCAUUCUGCCAUGUACUUUUGAACCAAAUUCUGAUGGUGAAUUUCUUUUGCGUAUCUUCGUUAACGGAAGACUUCAGACCAGGUAUCAUUGUUAA
Angiostrongylus costaricensis is the source of this 1800-nucleotide messenger RNA. The record is from the annotation of a GenBank genome assembly. Lineage: Eukaryota; Metazoa; Nematoda; Chromadorea; Rhabditida; Metastrongylidae.